CCACACCAACCAGGAACUCCGCUGGUUUAAAAGGAAGCGAGCUCUCUGAUUGUUUACCGCCGCCACAGGGAGAAGUCUGACAACAUGAGAGCUCUCGUCCUGCUAGCGUGUCUGUCGGUGGUCUGCCUGGCUCAGAGACCCCAACCCUGCUCCUCCCCAUGGCUGAUGACCGGUUCCCUGUCUGUGUCCACGCAAAACGAGAAGCUGGCAGCCUUCGCCAAGUACACCUACGAUGCCCUGGGACAGCGCAUCCGUCUGAGAGAGUUUGGGUCCUACGAUAAUAGGACCUUCCACCUGGACGUGCUUCUCCUGUACAAACAGGGUGUCAUGUACAAGAUCAGCUACAGAAACCACACAUGCUGCAAGAAGUCUCUGAACAGAGAGUUCCACCCGCUGGCCAUUCCAAAGAACGCUUCCCUGCUGGGCCAAGCUGUGCUGGGCAGCUCCUCGGGCCCCGGACAGGGAGUCCUGGUCAACACGUGGACCGGUCAGCUGCAGAUGAGAAACAGAACAGCGCAGUACAUGAGCACCGUGACUGAGUUCGGCUGUGUUCCCGUCACCACUCUGUUCCACACCGCCAAAAACGGUUGGAUGGUCACCAGCUUCUUCAACAACGUCAUCGGGCUGGCUGAUCCUCAACAGCUCAUCCCGCCAAGUUUUUGUAAGGAUGCCAAACUUGAGAAAGAGGAAGGAGAGGAUGCCGCCACCUUCUACAGCUUGUUUUAAACCAUUCUUCGCAUGAAUAUACUCUGGUUUGAUGAGGACUGUACGGCAAGCUUUGCACUGAACCAUCACUCCUUUUAGUUCAUGAUAAUGAAGUAUCAGUGAAGAAAGAUGAAGUGAAUAUGAUCUUCAUCAUCAGUCCAUCAGUUUAUUCAUUCAGCUGACUGUGAAUCAAAUAUUGUAGCAUUUACAUUAAUUACAAAUGAACAUAAAUGAAUCAUAAUGUCUUGGGUUUUUUUUCCAUCAUGUAUGAAUAAAAAUGGCUUAAAUUCAACUUUU
This is a messenger RNA of Fundulus heteroclitus (mummichog), 1002 nucleotides long. Its product is annotated as ependymin. The record is from RefSeq and is a predicted model, not a curated record. The coding region runs from base 85 to 726 and encodes 213 amino acids. NCBI's taxonomy places the organism in Eukaryota, Metazoa, Chordata, Actinopteri, Cyprinodontiformes, Fundulidae. Gene Ontology annotation, biological process: cell-matrix adhesion. Gene Ontology annotation, molecular function: calcium ion binding. Gene Ontology annotation, cellular component: extracellular region; lysosome. The transcript is spliced from 6 exons.